Messenger RNA from Penicillium mononematosum, 234 nucleotides. RefSeq lists its product as uncharacterized. The coding region runs from base 1 to 234 and encodes 77 amino acids. The record is from RefSeq and is a predicted model, not a curated record. Lineage: Eukaryota; Fungi; Ascomycota; Eurotiomycetes; Eurotiales; Aspergillaceae. The transcript has a single exon.
AUGAUGGGAAUCAUCUCCAAGCAGAUUCAGACUCGCCUGAUGCCACAUAUUUCCGCCCAAGAGGCCGGCCGCACAUGGAUUCCGAACGUUUAUUGCCCGGACCGCAAAUCGCAAGUAGAGCUCAACUACACCAAAUUGCGCUGGGACGAUUAUAAGAACGGUCCACAAUCCGACGAUCCUGUUGGACAGGUUCACGAAUUGCGGUAUUGUUUGGAAUCAGCGUCUGCAUCGUAG